UUAAGUGCACGGAUUGUUCCCUAAGAUCGUUAGGCAAACGGUGUCCUCUAUUGCAUUUUGCAUAAGAUUUUGAGUAUAAUUAAUGGAAGGCAACCUCGAAGAAAAUAGAGAAGUUGAGGGCGAAGAAGAAUAUCUCUUACUUGACUUGGAUGAAGUUUGUGUGCACGGUGAUAUUCCCGCCAAUGCUCCCUAUGUCCUAUCUGGUUUGGACACUCUGAAUCCGAUUUUGGUCAUUGGCGACCGCUUGAAACUGGUCGGUGAGUACCAAGAAACAAUUGGAACAUGCUUUGUGUUCUCUGAAAGUGAUGCAAUGCUGCAUCAAGAGACAGGAUCUUCCGAGACAGAUCUCUUAAAGGAUAAAUGCAUUAUGAAUUCAAAUGAAGCUUCAUUCAAGAACAUUAAGCCAAUUGCAAAGCUUUAUAAAGUUCUCAAAUUUAAGCUGGCAAUUGAUGAUCAAAAUUAAAUAACUGAGAAAUCCAAUGUGAAUAAAUUGUAAUAUUUUUAUCUUAUGGUACAUAGCAAUCUUAUUAGUUUGCAAGAGAAACCAACAAGAAGGAAAUGAAGACAUUCUGAGACGACUGCUUCUAUUUUUAUUAUGGUUUCUAGAAAAAUUAUAAGAUUUCUGAAAGAUCAUUAAUUUUA
Messenger RNA from Elaeis guineensis (African oil palm), 642 nucleotides. RefSeq lists its product as uncharacterized. The record is from RefSeq and is a predicted model, not a curated record. NCBI's taxonomy places the organism in Eukaryota, Viridiplantae, Streptophyta, Magnoliopsida, Arecales, Arecaceae. Gene Ontology annotation, cellular component: transcription factor TFIIIC complex. Gene Ontology annotation, biological process: transcription by RNA polymerase III.